This is a messenger RNA of Porites lobata, 1185 nucleotides long. Lineage: Eukaryota; Metazoa; Cnidaria; Anthozoa; Scleractinia; Poritidae. The record is from the annotation of a GenBank genome assembly.
AUGAAUGAGUCGAGCUCGGCGGUUUGUGGCAAUAAAACACAAGAAUUUGGGCUAACAAACAUGAUCGCUCAGGCGAGUUUUGUUAUAUUCAUCCUCAUUCUUGAUGUAUGCGGUAACUGUCUGGUGAUCGGAGCAAUUCUACGCCAUCGUCGGCUUCGCACUAUCACAAACUAUUUCAUCAUUUCGUUGGCCGUGUCGGAUCUCCUCAUCGCGAUGUUGUCGAUGCCGUUUCGCAUCCAUCACACUCUGAAUUCUCUGUGCUGGGAUCUCGGUAUCACAGUUUGUAAAGUCUGGGUGUUCGCAGAUCUUCUCUGCUCCUGUGCUUCGAUCACGAAUUUGAGUCUGAUUUCAAUUGAUCGCAUUCUAGCGCUUUCUUUUCCUCUGAGUUACAGGGACAUCAUGACUAAGCGUAGAGGGGUUGGCGCAAUUGCGUUCGUGUGGGGAUAUUCCGGAGUUAUCGCCGCACUCUCGUUCAUAAACUGGUCCCCAGGCGCUGGGACAAUAGCGAAAGUAGAGUGCGUGAAAUUUGACAAAUACUACUAUGUUUUUGCCAUAACUGCAGGCUUUUUUCUGCCUCUGAUAAUUCUCGUCAUCAACUACUCAAUGGUGUUCAGAGUCGCAUUUACGCAUGCUAAAAAGCUUCAGCUUCUAACCUCAAGCGCAAUGGAACCCGCCGAAUUAUCUGAAACUGAUGUCAGCCGUGAUCCGCGGCCAAGCUUAGUCAGCAUCGGACGUACGGAACGCAAACGGCGGAAAUCGAUUGUGCGUGAGUUAAAGGCCACCAAGACACUUGCGAUUGUGAUCGGGACUUUUAUUGUGUGUUGGCUCCCAUUCUUCAUCAUAAUGUUUGUGGUACAAUUUUGCCCGAACUGCCUCGAUAAUAUUCACUCAUACGGAAGACAAUUUGUCGCGAUAGUAUUCGCGUGGGUUCUGCCGUUACUUAACUCUGCUGUAAAUCCCAUUAUCUACUCGAGUUUCAACAGCGAUUUUAGAACUGCCUUCAAGGAUAUCUUCCUUCAUGCGUGUACUAUACGCAGAUGGGACAGGUCUGGACAUAGGUCCUCUGCGGGCGAUGAAGACAUUUCUGUCGUGACUUUUUUUCAGAGCGAGUGUCAAAACGGUACGAAACCGAAAAUAAUAAUUCAAGAAGCAAACUCGGCCUCCGAAGAAGGCGAUUCCGUUUAA